GUUAUAAUAUAUGUUUAAGCCUUAUGGCUUCCAGAAAAUUUAAAUAUCAACGGCGAGAAGAUAGCAAAGCUGCGGAACAUUGUUGCGUCCCGUUAUGCGCAGCCUCCUCACGGUUCAACUCAGUACUGAGCUUCCACACUUUUCCUACGGACGAGGAAAAACGGAGAAAGUGGAUUCACAACAUUCGACGCGAGAAAUUAAACAUUACAUCUCACACAAGAGUGUGCAGUCGACACUUUACCAGUGAUUACCUGAUCGAGCCAUCGAAACCUAGUGGGCGUCGCUUGUUGAGGAAGGGGGCUGUGCCCACCUUAUUCACCUGGAACGGCUUCUCCGUUGUAGAAACAGAGCAAAAGGAUGUUAACAACCAGAAUCCUGUGCCAGUGGAAGUCCGUCGUGUGGAACAUGAUUAUUGUGCAGUUCCCAAACCCGCGGCAGCUGAUAAUGCGCAGGACCAGACAGAAGAACUCCGUAAAGAGGUGGAGCGACUGAGAAGACAGGUGGAGGAGUUGUCUGUGGGUCAAAGAUUUUCUUUGGGGCGAUUUGCUGCUUCUGACGAUGAUAUAAGGUUCUACACUAGAUUUUUAACUCACAGCCAUCUAAUGGCUUUCUGGAAACUCAUUGAACCUGCAUCGCACAACAUGAUUCAUGUGUCAAGAGUUAGAGCAACCACAAUGAAGAGUGAAGCCGGAACAAUGUGCAGUGCAUUGGGUCAGCCCCUGCAGCCUAUUGAUGAGUUCUUUCUAUUCAUGGUCUACCUCUCACUUGGCCUUGAGCAUCGGGAUCUGGCCCACAGAUUCAACGUCCAUCAGUCUACUGUGAGCCGAAUUAUUACAACCUGGGCCAAUUUUUUGUACACAAUUCUUGGGUCUGUCCGCAUCUGGAUGUCUGAGGAGGCGGUCAAGGCUCAUCUACCCAUUGAGUUUCAGGACUACUCGGACACACAAGUGGUGAUGGAUUGCACAGAACUGCGUUGCCAAACACAAUCUUCACUCCUGCUUCAAAGUGAAGUCUUCUCCGCUUACACAUCCCACUGCACCUUCAAGGGAUUAAUAGGCAUGGCACCACAUGGUGCAAUCACCUUUGUGUCAUCCUUGUAUGCAGAUUCUGUCACUGACAAGGAGCUUUUUGAGCAAUCUGGAAUUGCAUCGCUGCUCAAACCCGGAAUGGCCAUUAUGGUUGAUAAAGUAUUUCUUGUUGAUGACUGUGUCCCAUGCAAGUUUUACAGAAUUGCUUACCUGUCAAAGAGGGAACAUAUGUCAGCUGAUGAGGUGAGGGAGACACAGUCCAUGGCUGGGCUUCUGGUCCACCUUGAGCGUCUCAACAAUAGGGUGAAACAAAACAAGGUGUUUGACACAGUCAUCCCUCUGUCCAUUACAGGGAGCAUCAACGAGCUGUACACAGUUGCUUGCCUCCUCGUAAAUUAUCAGAAUGGCCCUUUAGUAAAAGCAUCGGUGACGAAUUAAAGAAAAUAUAACACUUGAUGGGGAUUGAUGAGUUUGAAUUUAUUGUUCAAUUUAUAAAUAAUAUAAACAUAUUUAUAAUGAACUUGUAUACCAUGUUGACUGCACUUCUCCAGUUUGGAGGACUGAGAGAUCAGACAAUUCAGCAUGACACGUUUACAAAGUGGCUCCUGAAAUGAACAAAAUACCUUUUUAAACAAAAAGUACAUUUGUGCGUUUUAAUUGUAUACUAUAUUCAUCGUUUUUAGUAUGAGCUGAAGAAUUUGACAAAAAUGUAUGAGUUAAUUUGAGUCUUUUGCAUGAUUAAAAACAUGCU
Messenger RNA from Triplophysa dalaica, 1779 nucleotides. RefSeq lists its product as uncharacterized. Lineage: Eukaryota; Metazoa; Chordata; Actinopteri; Cypriniformes; Nemacheilidae. The transcript is spliced from 3 exons. The coding region runs from base 24 to 1466 and encodes 480 amino acids. The record is from RefSeq and is a predicted model, not a curated record.